Entrophospora candida is the source of this 2187-nucleotide messenger RNA. The record is from the annotation of a GenBank genome assembly. NCBI's taxonomy places the organism in Eukaryota, Fungi, Glomeromycota, Glomeromycetes, Entrophosporales, Entrophosporaceae.
AUGGUAGAACCAAUAUUAUCAACUUUUAAAAACUUUAUGCCUUUCGCAAUUGAAAAUAAAACCUUUGCUCAACACGUGCAAACACUUCAAAAAAUAGAACCUCCAAAAACAGCUAUUUAUCAUGCCCUAUCAACCGAUUUACCCAUACCUAAUCUUUUAGAAGUUUUUCAGAAUUCUGCUAAAAAAAUUGACAACUGGUUGGAAUAUGCUAAUGUUACUAUACUUGCAUUAGACUUUGAUAUAAAGGAAGGUAUUAAUGUGAAAAAUGUCAAUGAAAUGGACUUACUAAUACUUCAAUAUGCUUCUAAUAUUGACUUAUUACAAGAACUUUUACAAUCAACUUUAUCAAAACUAAACAGUGAUGACGAUCAAAAUUAUAAGGAUAUUAAAGCUACUUUCGAUAGAAUAAAUUCAGAUUGGUUAGAAGUGAAAACUUUUUUUGCAAAAAUAAAAAAAGAAAUAUCAGUGUCAAAACAAAGACGUGAACUUUUAGAUAAAAUGGAUCAAAUUUUAACAUCCAUAGAAGAAUUAAAUACAAAUAUAUUUGAAUUCCAGGAACAAAGACAUAGUGGUGGUUUUGGUGAUAAUAACAAUAAUAGCGAUUUAUUCCCUUUUCCCAGACUAAGUUCAAAUCCUAAUGGUAUAUUGGAAAAAAAAUUUAAUACGCUGAAUAAAAAAUGGGAGUCUUUGAAAAAUGAAAUGACAUCAAUAAGAGAAGAGUUGAAGGAGGAUAAAUGGUCAGGUCUUUUUAAACAAGUUGCGGGUAAUGCUAAUCAAAUGAUGGAUUCACUUGAAAGAUCUGUUAAACAAUGUAAAGAUUUUAUGUACAGAGCCAUUAACAGAUCAGAUUCUCCAAGAUAUCCACAACGAAAUAAUAAUCAAAGAUCUUAUUCAAGUGAUUCUCUUCAUCAUCUUCAACAACAAAAUAAUAUACAACCACAAGUAGCAAUAAAUCCUAAAAAUUAUCAAAGGCUUUAUAAAAAUUUUGAUGCUAAACGAAAAUAUUAUGUGCCAGCUGUUACGAAACUUUUAACCAUGCUUGCUAAUGGUAUUAAUAAUCAAAUGACACAAGAUCCAGAAUCGAUUGAUAAAUACAAUGCGAUGAAAGAAAGAUGGGAUAAUAUACUUGAUGGUGUUGCAGAUGUUCAGCGAGACAUGCCCACUCUAGAAUAUAUGUUAGAUGCUUCAUUGACCUCAAGUACCUCCCCCCCUUCCUCAAUACCCUCUUCGAUAGCUUCAUCACCGCCAAUUUCUCCUAACAUGAGGCCAACAGUUAGGUCCUCCAGGUUUUCACCUGAACUAUUACCGAACUCACCAUCAAGAAAUUAUCGGCCUGUAUCCCCUUAUAGAACAGUCAUAUCCCCUUCAGAAUAUGAUCGUUCUUUAUCACCUCCCACAACUAGUCCAUCAAUAGCCAGUCAUUCAUAUCUUACUCCAAAUGGUCAUAGGCCUGUCAGUCCACCAUCAAAUAUGAACGGUAGAUCAAAAUCAUCUCACAGGUCAGAAUCACCACCACCAAUGCGUCCAAAUUCUACCAGACCAGUAACACCAGACCGUUCUUAUGCAUCAGCAAUACCACGUCCUGUUACAAGCAUGGGUUUAGAUCACAGAUCACAAUCAAGAACUGGUAUGAGAUCUAUAUUACCAAAAGCUAGCACGCCUCAACCAGGAAUGACAUCGACAAUGUCUCGUCUAGGGAUGGUUUCACCUCCAUUGCCACCAAUCACUCCAACAUCAAGGCGUAACCCAAUACGGUCGCCAACGCCAUCAUCAGUGACAAGUAGCACUUCAAGACCAAUAACACCAGAAAUUUAUGAUGAUUAUCACCAUAAUAAUGGUGGUGGUAGUAGAGCAAUGACUCCAUUAACGGAUAUUUUAUCGAAAAUGUCCAUGUUUUCUACAGAAGUACCUUCAAAAUACAUACCAUUAAAAAGUGACCCAUUGGAUGUUGAGGUGGCAAAGGUGGUGAACUCAUCACCAUUAACUGUUAAGGUGGAAAGAGUAUCAACUGGCGGAGGAAAAUAUUAUUUUGGUAAUGAGACUCUUGGACGUGAUAGAAAAGUGCAUCUUUGUAAAUUGGUGAAUUUUGCAAGUGGUCGAAAUAAAGUUAUGGUUCGCGUUGGCGGAGGUUGGAAAGAUUUAGACAUGUUUUUAUUAGAUCAUAGUUUAACAAACGUUGGAAUUUAG